GCUCUUGAUUCAGAUUUAAAAAACUCCAGAUUCCCACAGAAUGAUGCUGCCACCACCAUGUCUCAUAGCAGGUUGACUUCAACCCCCCAUUUGGUCUCAGUCCUUCUGGAAAACACAUAAAGGUUUCACUUUGAAACAUUUGGAGAAAAAAGGCGUCUUUGUUUGCACUAAUCACUUCAAGAACGAGUGACAUGAAUUCAAUGUGCUGAUAUGGCAUCUUGGCUGUUGUUUUGUUAGCAAUAGCAUCGUGCCUUUUGCUAAGCUGAGCACUGUGUGCUAGCUGGUAGAUAACUUAAGGACAUUACUGUACUACGUGUUUUGAUUAGUAUUGUUACAUAAAGAGUUUGGCAUCACUUGAUUCAAAUGCAUUCGUUCACUAACGUUCUUGGUGCUAGAGUUAGCUAACUCGCUAACCCUGCUGACGCCUUGUUUACUGGAGGUGUUUGUUCAGGCUGUGGCUCCAGCAGGUAAGGCUGGAUGGACGAGUCUACCGUUGUUGACAUCUGGCUCUGAGAUGGUAAGAGGUGGUAUCAUGCUGUGGGCUGUCUGAUGCAGUAUUGACGCAGAGCCUUCAACAUCAUCUCUUCAUGAGAUGUUCAUCCAGUUUUCACCAAGACAAUGAACCACAUUCCAGAGGUUAGGCUGAGGAAGAAGAGGAGGAGGAGGGUACAGCUGCUGGACUGUCUCUGAAGGAGAAGCUAAGGACCAGAAGUUGGACAUGGUGCUGUUGGACACUUUAAGACAAGAAUGAGAUGAACAACAUCUGGAAGCUUUCCUGGUUUUGGAAGCGCAGCCACAGAAAGUGGCUUCUAACUUUUAACUGCUGGGAGACGGAAAGAAACCACCGCAGACUGGGAACAACUAAGACCGGGGACAGGGAACGCGUCUGAGUCUAAAAUACAGAGAGGGACGUGAACGUCUCAAAGGAAGCUGAGAGGACAGGAGAGGAGCGGAGAUGAGACUGAAGAUGAGCGGCUGCUGAAACGACAGACAUGGACAAACAGAAAGUUCUGGCGAAGCUGAUCUGGGAUCUGCAGACGUUCCUGUCGGUUCUCGACUCGGAGAACCUGAGCUACAUCGCUCAGGCGCAGAAGAAGUCGAUCUCAGAGCUGCUGUCCAAACUGCAGACGCCCGACGCUCCAGUGGAAGAUGCUGAGUACAUGGUGAUGAGCUGCCCCUCAUCGUCGCUAGGCAACGAGCUGGACGACUCACCUGGGACAGAUGCAGUUUGGUCGUCUGAGCUGAUCUCACAUCAGGACCCGUCGGACUGGAUGAAGAGCGGGGGCCCCACCGUCCCUCCUCAUCCUCCAGGCGGGCUUGGCGGUGACGAUGAAGAGGACACGUACGAGGAAGCAGAACCUUACGUAGCGUCAGAAACCACCGCGUCCAACACAGGUACCGCACACAGCAGAGGAGCCUCGGCGGGCCUAAAGCCACUGAACAGGAACCUGUUCCUUCCUCCAGAGAGGGCGGAGUCAGAGAGCAGUCACUACGAGUCGUACGGUGAGGAAGAGGAUGAUGAGGAUGAAGGAGGCGGCCUUGUGAAGGACAGAGCUCACUACAUCCAGUGGAGCAGCUCCCAGAUCAGCCUGCGGCCCACGCCGGAGUCCCGGCUCUGCGGGUACCUGUGGAGGAGGAAGUGGCUCGGACAGUGGAGCAAGCAGCUCUUCAUCAUCAAGAACGACAUGCUGCUGUGCUAUAAAUUUGCCCGGGACCUGCUGCCCCAGCUGGAGUUGAACCUUCACGGCUGUCAGAUUGUCUACAAGUCGAAGAGCAGCGCUAAGAUCCAGCACCAGCUCAAACUGGUCCCACUGGGCUCUGAGUCUCUGGUUCUGGGCUACAGCAGCUUCCAGCAGGCGGACGAGUGGAGGAAGGUGAUCGAGGAGGUGAGCGCUGGAGGGGAAGUGGAGUCUCACAGCUUCUCCUCUCUGAGUAAAUCUGACCUGCGACUGUCCUGCAGGUCCAGUACAGUUCUUACCGACUCUGAUGAGGAGAAACCUUCAGCUUACUGCAGCCUCAACAGAGACAAAGGGUUCCUGAACGUCCUGAUGAACUGCCAGUGGCAGAGUUUACUGUGUCAGGUGGAGGACGGCGUCCUCAACAUGUUCGGAGAGGAGAUGGAGAAAGACGAGGAGGAAGAGGUGAAGCGGUCGCCUCAGUACACGGUCCAGCUCCGAGGCUGUGAGGUCAGAGACGACCCAGACCGCUGCUACAGGAUCACACUGAGCAUGCUCGGCGACCAGGUGGCCGUGCUGGAGGUGAGCUCGUUGGAGGAAAAAGAAAAAUGGCUGAAGCUGCUGCAGGACGGAGCGGCCAGUCGUGGUUACCAUGACAACAAGACUCAGGAGAACACAGGUGGCGCCCUCAGCGGGCUGCAAACGCGCCGGUUCCCAACCUGCAACGCCUACAUGGACGACCCGUUCUGCCUUACCAGAACCACCAGCAGUCAGCCCCUCUACUGCAACUCCGCUGCACAGAAAGCCCUGCAGCACGGCUCUCAGGAUUCAGCUCACCGUAACUCGGCGUCGUCCAGAGAAUCGGUGACCUACAGCAACACGGUGCUGAGCAGCGGCAGCAGCAGCCGGAUGGCGCCGGCGGUGCAGCGCGACGUCCAGAAGCUGAAGCUGGUCGACACGCCGGCGGUGCAGCUGAGAACCGGGUCCGAAACCAACCUGGCGUCUGCUGUGAAGCGAAACAAGCGCACCUCCUUCAGGCAGUCUCUGGCCAUCUGCACUGAGCGCGCUCAGGCGGGCUUCCUGAACCCUCUGCUGCGGCGGACGGCCUCGGCCAAGAACUCUCUGAGACGAGCUCCGUCUGCGCUCUUCAUCGAACACGGGAAGGUUUUCCAGAGGAAGAAGGAAUGGGAGACCAAAGCUGCUGCCUGACGUUUUCCUCCUCAUCAGCCUCCAUCAGGCCUGCAGGCGGCGCAGAAACGCUCUGCUCUGAUUGGCUGUUUGGACUCUAAUCAUUCAAACUGCUUAAAGGUGACCAACUGGAUCAACUGGAUCAACUGGCUCACUGGGUCCAGUAGAGCCAGUUGAGAAAACACUGAUCCGUUUAUUAUAAUCAAGAACAAAAGAACUUUCCAUGAUUCAUUUCUAUUGGCUCCAGUUAAGCUUCUAUUUGUCUGAACUGUUGGUUCUGGACUCAAUCUGCUCCUGCAACACGCGGUCCAGCGCCUGGCCCUUUAAGGCUGCCCUCCGCCUGCUUCUGAUUGGCUGUUAAGGGGUGGGAACAUACGACCAUGCCAGUUGGAAAAGCUGCCUGAUUAGAGAUUAACUGAGGUCAGUUUACUAUUUAACUAAAGCAGGGAAAUGCCCACGGCCUCAAACUACCAGGGUGCCAGGGGCCCGAGGUGCCAGGGGCCCGA
This is a messenger RNA of Poecilia reticulata (guppy), 3370 nucleotides long. The record is from RefSeq and is a predicted model, not a curated record. NCBI's taxonomy places the organism in Eukaryota, Metazoa, Chordata, Actinopteri, Cyprinodontiformes, Poeciliidae.